AUGCCAGCCGAUGAUAAAAAGAGAAAGAGAGUAAUAGACGAUGAUGUUAGUGAAGAGGAAGAAGUGGAGGAGAAAGUUAAAAUUGAAGUCGUAAAGAAAGAAACCAAAAAGAAGAAAGAAACUCCAAAAGAAACAAAGAAAGAAGAAGAAGAGUCUUCAUCAGCAGCAGCGGCAGCUGCAGCAUCUUCUAGCGUAGAGGAUAUUUACAAGUGGUGGCAAGAAUCCGAUGAAAAGAUCCAAGAAAUACUUUCUUCCGAUCAAAAGUGGAAUACAUUGAAGCACAACGGAGUUUUGUUUCCACCUGAUUACGAACCUCAUGGCAUUCCAGUUUACUACGAUGGAAAGUCAGUAAAAUUAACUCCUGAGCAAGAGGAGGUUGCAACCAUGUAUGCUUCCAUGUUGGAAUCGGAUUAUGUCAAGAAACAGCAAUUUAAUGACAAUUUUUGGAACGCUUGGAAAGAAUUGCUUGGAAAAAAUCAUACCAUUAAAUCUUUGAGCAAGUGUGAUUUCUCAAAGAUUUGGGAACAUUUAUUGACCGAAAAAGAGAAGAAGAAUGGUCGAUCAUCCGAAGAAAAAAAGGCAGAAAAAGAAGAAAAAGCAAAAUUUGAGGAUGCCUAUAAGUAUGCUCUUGUCGAUGGAAGAAAGGAGAAGGUUCAACAAUAUAAAAUUGAGCCUCCAGCUCUCUUUAGAGGAAGAGGAACUCAUCCAAAGAUGGGUCAACUCAAAAAGAGAAUUCAACCUGAAGAUAUUACAAUCAAUAUUGGUAGGCUUGAAGAUUGUCCUCCACCUCCAGUGGGCCACCAAUGGGGAGCAGUCGUUUCCAAUAAUACGGUCUUGUGGUUAGCUGCUUACAAGGAUGUAAUUAAUAACAAGAACAAAUACGUACAAUUUGCGAGCGGAUCCAGUUUGAAAGCUAUGAAUGAUUAUCUUAAGUAUCAAACUGCUCGAAAUUUGAAAGAUUGUAUCGAAAAGAUUAGAGAAGACUACAAAAAACAAUGGACGGAUAGCAGUGAAUCAGAGAGACAGCUUGGAGUUGCUAUUUAUUUUAUUGAUAAGCUUGCUUUGAGAGUUGGUAAUGAAAAGGAUGAUGAAGAGGAGGCUGAUACAGUUGGUUGUUGCAGCUUAAGAGUCGAACAUAUUACGUUAGUUCCACCUUCCUCAAUCAAAUUUGAUUUCCUUGGUAAAGAUUCCAUCAGAUAUGAAAAUACAGUGGAAGUAGAGAAAGCUGUCUACAAGUGUGUUAAAAGCUUUGUGGAAGGAAAGAAACCCACUGACAUGCUUUUCAACAAAAUUAACCCAACCAAACUCAAUGAACAUUUGAAAUCCUACAUGGAAAAAUUAUCUGCCAAGGUUUUCCGUACCUAUAAUGCUUCCAUUACUUUGGAUCGAGAGUUAAAGAGGCUCGAAAAAGACAUUACCACCGAUAUGACUGUUGCUGAGAAAGUUAGUCUUUAUAACACUGCAAACAGACAAGUUGCUAUUCUAUGUAAUCACCAACGUGCAGCUCCUAAAACUUUUGAUUCCUCAGUAGAAACCAUGGACAAAAAGAUUGAGGCCCAAGUUUCUUAUAUGGAAAGAUUGAAAAAAGCUCUCAAAGACAUUUCAAAGUCUGGAUAUGAUGAAGUGAAAGAGAAAUGGGAGAAAGACAAUCAAAAGAUUUUGAAACUUUAUGAAAAAGAGGUUGAAGAAUUCGAGCAGAAACAAAAGGAUAUUGAAUUGAAGGCCAAGAAUGCUGGAAAAUCAGUUGCAGCGUUCUUGGGAAGUGCAAAGAAAGAAAAAGCUCCAAAGAAGCCAACUCUUCCAGUGCUUCCUAAAACUACAGAGGCUAUCGAAAGCAAGAUCGAGGCUGUCAAGAAGAAAGUUGAGGAAAUGAAUCACGAGAAGAAGAUGAAAAUUGACAACAAAACAGUUGCGCUUUCCACCUCCAGACUUAAUUAUUGUGAUCCAAGAAUUACAGUUGCAUGGUGUAAGCGAACGAAUGUCCCUAUCCAAAAGCUGUUUUCCAAGACUUUGCAAGACAAAUUCCCUUGGGCUCUUGAUUGCGGCACUGAUUUCACUUUUUAA
Messenger RNA from Naegleria fowleri, 2064 nucleotides. RefSeq lists its product as uncharacterized. NCBI's taxonomy places the organism in Eukaryota, Heterolobosea, Eutetramitea, Acrasida, Naegleriidae. The record is from RefSeq and is a predicted model, not a curated record. Gene Ontology annotation, molecular function: DNA binding; DNA topoisomerase type I (single strand cut, ATP-independent) activity. The transcript is spliced from 2 exons. Gene Ontology annotation, cellular component: nucleolus; chromosome. Bases 1 to 2064 code for a protein of 687 amino acids. Gene Ontology annotation, biological process: DNA topological change; DNA replication; chromosome segregation.